ACUCGCUCAAAAAUUUAGAGAAAGGAAGAAGAAGACAGAUCAAUGGCUCCGACGAUCAAAAGAAUCAGAAGUUUCCGUACUCACCAAAAACACUUUGUCGAUUUUUUCGGAGACGACUUGAUCGUCACCGUUACGCCGACUGCUUCCGUUAUCCGCCGCUGGAUUCGUAGCGUCCGCUCCUACAACCGUAAUCACUCGGUACAUCCUCUCGUCGUUGGAAUCGGUGUUCAGUGGAGACCGGAUAGUUCCGAUCCAGAUCCACCACCAAAAACUCUCCAGUUGUGCGUCGGUAGUCGCUGUCUCAUCAUCCAACUAGGUUACAAUUACGGUCUCCCAAAAGUCCUCCGCACUUUCCUUGCCGAUCCCAAAACGACUUUCGUCGGCGUUUGGAACGGCCAAGACCAGAAAAAACUCGAGAAAUGUAGGCAUCGAGUGGAGAUCGGGAAGCUUCUGGACAUAAGGAUGUUCGUGAGAGAUUCGAGAGGGGCUAGGAUGUGUUUUUGUUCGUUUGAACAGAUCGUGAAGGAGCGUUUGGGUCGCGUAGGAGUGAGGUUAGAUCCGGCGAUUUGUAUGAGCGAUUGGGGCGUUUAUAACCUUAACCAUUAUCAGGUACUUCAGGCGUCGAUUGAGUCGUAUGUUUGCUUUAAGCUCGCUGUUGAGGAACGUCUCUGGAACUUAAAAGUUGCUGCUAAUCUUGUGAUUUGAAUUUGUUGUUGUUCUUCUCUCUUUAUCAAUCAACGUCUUCUUCUAAUUCAUGAAAGUUUUCAUGUUAUCGUAUUUUGUGACUAUGAAUGUUGACUGGAAAAUUAGUACAUGUAGACUACGUUUGUAAUAAAGGCAUUGAUAUUAAAAGACUAUCUAACGUUU
This is a messenger RNA of Arabidopsis thaliana (thale cress), 867 nucleotides long. RefSeq names its product Polynucleotidyl transferase, ribonuclease H-like superfamily protein. NCBI's taxonomy places the organism in Eukaryota, Viridiplantae, Streptophyta, Magnoliopsida, Brassicales, Brassicaceae. The record is from RefSeq and is marked reviewed. Bases 43 to 705 code for a protein of 220 amino acids. Gene Ontology annotation, molecular function: nucleic acid binding; 3'-5' exonuclease activity. The transcript has a single exon.